This is a messenger RNA of Rotaria sp. Silwood1, 249 nucleotides long. The record is from the annotation of a GenBank genome assembly. Lineage: Eukaryota; Metazoa; Rotifera; Eurotatoria; Philodinida; Philodinidae.
AUGAGGAAAUUAUUGAAAAAUGAUCGAUAUUGGGUUUUAACAGUUCAUUCAACAUUAAAUUUAUUUGCUGCUGCUGAAGUACGAAAAGAUGUUAGUAGACGAUUUCAAAUUGCAUCAAAGCGUGAUGUACGUUCACCAAAAUUAUUUUAUCUAGCAGUUGGAUUUAAAUCAGAAAAAUUAGUUGGACGUUGUCAAAUCGCUUAUCGUUUAACAAAAAAAUGGAAAAUUUCAAGGUCAACAAUGAUUUGA